UGGCAGCAGGAAUAUGCGAAGAUGGCCACGGAUCUGGGCGAGCUGCUGGUACCGUACAUGCCCACCAUAAGGGUACCGAGAUCGGGAGACAGGGUUUAUAAGAGCGAGUGCGCCUUCUCCUACGAUUCUCCGGAAUCGGAAGGCGGACUGUAUGUGUGUAUGAACACAUUUCUGGGUUUUGGAAGAGAACAUGUGGAACGGCAUUACCGCAAAACUGGACAGAGUGUGUACAUGCACUUGAAGCGUCACGUCAAAGAGAAAGCCACAGGUGCUGCUGGGGGAGCCGCGCCAAGACGACGGAACGGAAAAGUAUUUUUAGAUUUAGAGCUAAACCGGGAUUUUAAUGGCGAUGAUUAUGAAUAUGAAGAUGAAGCCAAGCUUGUCAUAUUCCCCGACCACUUUGAAAUCCCUUUACCAAAUAUUGAGGAGUUGCCAGCCCUGGUGACCAUUGCGUGUGAUGCUAUACUAAAUGCUGCGUCUGCCUACAAGAAGCAAGAGCAGGAUUCAUGGGAAGAAGAGCUUCAAGUGUCCAAACACGCCAGAAGUCUCAGACAACAAGACAACGGGGUGCGGAUUCCUCCCAGUGGCUGGAAGUGCUCCAAGUGUGAAAUGCGAGAGAACCUGUGGCUGAACCUGACCGAUGGAUCGGUCCUGUGUGGGAAAUGGUUUUUCGACGGGAGCGGAGGGAACGGACACGCCCUUGAUCACUACAAGGAAACCAACUUCCCCCUCGCCGUUAAACUGGACACCAUCAGUCCAGACGGAGCAGACAUUUAUUCCUUCGAUGAAGAAGAAGCCGUGCUCGAUCCUCACAUAGCAGAACACCUAGCGCAUUUUGGAAUAGAUAUGCUAAAGAUGCAAACGACAGAAAACGGGCACCACACAGAUAACCAUGUGCAGCUCCGCGCCACUGAGUGGGAGCUGAUUCAGGAGUCCGGACUCAAGCUGAAGGCGGUUUACGGUUCGGGGUACACGGGCGUCAGGAACCUGGGCAACAGCUGCUACCUCAGCACCACAAUGCAAGUGCUCUUCAGUAUCCCAGAAUUCCAGAGGGCGUAUGUUGGGAAUCUACAGAGAAUAUUUGACUAUUCACCCCUUGAUCCCACCCAAGACUUCAGCACACAGAUGGCAAAACUGGGCCAUGGGCUUCUCUCAGGCCAGUAUUCCAAACCACCAAUCAAAUCUGAGCUCAUUGAACAGGUGAUGAAAGAAGAAUACAAGCAGCAGCACAGAGGGAUUUCCCCCAGGAUGUUUAAGGCUCUGGUUAGCAAGGGCCACCCCGAAUUCUCCUCCAACAGACAACAGGACGCACAAGAAUUCUUCCUGCAUUUAAUCAACCAGGUCGAGAGGAACAGCUCUGGAUCUGAGAACCCCAGCGACGUGUUCCGCUUCAUCGUAGAAGAACGUGUACAGUGCUGCCAGACACAGAAAGUGCGCUACACACAGAGAGUGGACUAUCUCAUGCAGCUUCCGGUACCAUUUGAGGCUGCUACCAACAGAGAGGAGCUGAUGGCGUAUGAGAUUAAGCAGAAGGAUGCUGAAGAGCACAUGAGGGCCCCACCAGAGCCGGUGAAGGCCCGAGUCCCAUUCACUGCCUGUCUUCAGGCCUUCACAGAGCCCGAGAACGUUCAGGACUUCUGGAGCUCAGCGCUGCAGGCCAAAUCGGCCGGAGUAAAGACGUCUCGCUUUGCCUCCUUUCCUGACUACAUGGUUGUACAGCUCAAAAAGUUCACAUUUGGAGUGGACUGGGUUCCAAAAAAGUUAGAUGUUUCUGUAGACAUGCCCGACUUUAUGGACCUGAAUCGGCUGCGUGGUACGGGCCUACAAGCAGGGGAAGAGGAGCUUCCUGACCUUGCACCUCCGAUUGUCAUUCCUGAGGACGUGAGAGACUACUCAGUGAAUAACUCUUUGGAAUCUCCAGAAAUAGACGAGUCCUCCGUGAUGCAGCUGGCUGAGAUGGGCUUCCCUCUGGAGGCCUGCCGGAAGGCCGUGUACUACACCGGCAACAUGGGAGCUGAGAUGGCUUUUAAUUGGAUCAUCGCUCAUAUGGAAGAGCCAGACUUUGCUGAGCCUCUGGCGAUUCCUUCAUACAUGGAGGCAGACAUGCCCAGUGCCAGUUUCCCCACUGCCAGCCCUGUGGAUAACCAGCCGCCCGAGGAGAGCAUUUCCAUCCUCACGUCCAUGGGCUUCCCCAGACAUCACACCAUCCGAGCCCUGAAAGUCACAAAUAAUAAUUUGGAGCGGGCGCUGGACUGGAUCUUCACUCACCCCGACAGCGAGGAGGAGAGCGAAGCCCUGUCAGACAUGGUCGACACAGAGCCCAACGACAGCAGCUUUUCAAACGCCAACACACACAGCGACACCACGCUGUCCCCAGACCAGGAAAUGUCCAGCCCUCGUGUACGAGAUGGACCUGGACGGUACGAACUGUUCGCCUUCAUCAGUCACAUGGGAACAUCGACCAUGUCCGGUCAUUACGUGUGUCAUAUCAAAAAGGAGGGAAGAUGGGUGAUUUACAACGACCACAGAGUGUGUAUAUCAGAAAGGCCUCCGAAAGACUUAGGCUACAUGUACUUUUACCGGCGUCUGCCCAGUCGCUAGAUCCGACCGGACUCUGGAGUGUAGAGCUGCACCGCCUGUCGGGCACGAGGACGAGAUAUCGCCCAAACUACAGGAAACCCGAGAGGCAUCGUUCACACCGAACACCAGGCCAAAGAUAUCACACACGACGUGACAUGGAGGGCGAAUUCUGUUCUGUUCAAUAACGCUGUUGACUGGAUUACUCAAUAAACCAUGUGAUUGUAAAUGGUC
Trichomycterus rosablanca is the source of this 2811-nucleotide messenger RNA. It is a transcript of the gene usp13, whose product is annotated as ubiquitin specific peptidase 13. Bases 22 to 2601 code for a protein of 859 amino acids. The record is from RefSeq and is a predicted model, not a curated record. NCBI's taxonomy places the organism in Eukaryota, Metazoa, Chordata, Actinopteri, Siluriformes, Trichomycteridae. Gene Ontology annotation, molecular function: cysteine-type deubiquitinase activity; zinc ion binding; protein binding. Gene Ontology annotation, biological process: protein deubiquitination. The transcript has 22 exons.